Messenger RNA from Plasmodium relictum, 1803 nucleotides. RefSeq names its product conserved Plasmodium protein, unknown function. Bases 1 to 1803 code for a protein of 600 amino acids. NCBI's taxonomy places the organism in Eukaryota, Apicomplexa, Aconoidasida, Haemosporida, Plasmodiidae. The record is from RefSeq and is a predicted model, not a curated record. The transcript is spliced from 3 exons.
AUGAAUAUUUUAACAGUGAUAUCAUAUUUUUGUGUGUGUAUAAUUUUUGAAGUAAAAUAUGUUUCAUUAGAAGGAGGAAUUUUCAGUAGUCGUGUGUUAAAUCCAUUUCAAUAUAAAAACGAGAAAAAACACAUUAUGAAGUAUGUUCAAUCUUUAUCUUAUAUAUAUAAUGAACUUAAAUAUAACAUAGAAGAAUUAGAACAUACUUAUAAUAAUUUUUUGGAAGCAUUAAGAUCAUCUGAUAAAACAGAACAACGUAUAGUUAAUAUGAAUGCAAAAAAAACAAAUAAAUUUAUAAGAGAAAUGGAAAAUCUAAAAAAAAAAUAUGAAAAAUUUAAAGAUAGAAUUGAAGAUAGUUUAAAUGAAAAAAAAAAUAAAUUUGAUAAAAAUUUAAAAAAUACUAUUAAGGGAUUUUUUAAUCCAUCUGUUAGAGAAUUACAAGGGAUUAAUAAAUUUAUAAGAUACAUUAAUUUAAAUGCAAAAAACUUAAAUAAAAUUAUUUCUGGUAUUUUUUCUAAAGCAAUUAGUAUAAGUGAUGUGUAUGAACAAAAUGUAAAUGAAAUAUUUGAAAUAGGUAAAGAAUAUUACAAAAUGAAUUUAAAAAUAUUAAAUGAUUUUAUGUUAUCAGAGUACAAUGAAUAUAAUGAAAAUUUGAAAUUAAUAUCAAAUGAAAAACAUUUGAAUGAUAUUUCAGAUAUAUUUUUUAUGGAAGUCUUAAAAGAUUAUCUAUUAAAUUCUAAAAAUAAAAUUAAUAUGAUAGAUUUAUCCAAUUUUUUAAAAAAUUAUUCUUUUUUAGAGAUAUCCUAUUUUUUUAAUACAUUUUUAAAAAACUAUCAUAAAUCAUUUAUCAUAUAUGUAAUUAAUAGAGUAGAGUUGAACUCCUAUGAUAAUUAUAUGAUUUUCAUAGAAUCAAAUAAGGUAUUAGACAUUGUAAAUUUUGUAAAAAAAAAUUAUAAUCAUUUAAAUAUUGAUUAUAUAGUUAUCAAUAUUUAUAAUAUAUAUAUAUCGGCAUUUGUAAGUGCGAAUGGAAUACUAUAUCAUAUAAAUUACGAAGAUUAUUUUAAUACCGGAUCAUUAAUUUUAUAUAAUGCUCAUAAUUAUGGAUAUUUUUUUACAAAUCAGAAAAUAAAUAGUAAUAAAUUCAAAUCAGAUGAUGAAUAUUUGUUUGUUUUAUAUUUAGGAAAUCGUAAAAUAGAAGAUAAUUUUUUAAUAUAUAAUAGAGAGGAUAUGAUAAAAUUUAAAAAAGUAAAUACUCUAAAACUUUUAGAAAACAAAAAAUUUAAUUCAUACAAUCCAUUUUUAAAUAUUUAUUUAUUAAAAUUGGAAUCAGAAUAUAAUUUUUACAAACAAUUCUUUAAUGAUAAAUUUGAAUAUAUUCAUAAAUUUUCAGUUUAUAAUUGUAAUAUUACGUUAGCACAAGGAUUAUUAAAUAAAUUAGAUAUUCCUAAUGAUAAGUUUACACCACAUUUUAAAGACAUUUAUAUACUUAUAAUAAUUUAUCCAGGUCCAUAUUUAGAAAAACUAUGCAAUUAUUUUACUAGUUUUUUAUUCAGAGAAUCAAUAUCUAUUUUGAAAAAGGAAGAAUCUAACGUACUUGAAAUUUAUUUUGAUCAUAAUGUAGCAACCUUUUUAGUUAACAAUACAAGUAUAAAUUAUUAUAUAAAUGUAAAUAAAGAAAGACAUUUAAAUUCUUUUUCAAAUAACAUAACAACAAUUUCCAAUUGUUUAAAAUUUUAUUUACAUAGAAACUAUAAUGAAUACUUUGACCAUUUACAAAUAAUUUAUUAUAUAGUCUCAGACUAA